AUCAAAGCACCUUCAAAAGGAACUGUUAUUUUCGGCUCAAUUGUAGCUGCCAUUGGAGGAACAGUCUACACCAGUAAUCAUUAUGCAACCGAAAGCAGAAAACGAUUAUGCGAUCAAGUUUCAUGGUUAGCUGAGCGUCCCUGUGAUGUUCAUGAAAUUCCACGCAAAGUAUCUGUCUAUAUUUCAGCCCCUCCUGGUGAUGGAUUGGAGAAGAGUCGUUCAUGGUUUAGAGAAUAUGUAAAGCCAAUAUUGGUAGCAGGUGCUGUAGACUAUGAAAUCAAGGAAGCUUCCGGCCCAGGCCAGAUUGAAUUUGCCGUACGAGACGAAAUCGUCCGUCGUCGUAGAAUCGCUGCUGCUCAAAAAGAACGCAAAGAGCAAGAAUCAUCAAACAUAUCGCCAUCAUCACCCGAACAAAAGAACGCAUUUUCGGCAAUGAAUCCUCCGACUUUGGAUGCAAUCAAACACAAGAAAGAAGAACAUCUUGUAGACGGAGUGUUGGCCAUCGGACGACAGGCCUGGAGAGAAGUUUUGAGUGGAAUUGUGCUGGGAUGUAAAGCACCACUUGUUGUUAUCCCUCCUGCUGUACCCGAAUCCGAAACUAAUACCAACAACAAAAACGAGGAAGAUAUUAACAAGGAAAAGAAUAUCGAGGGCACCAAGGACGAACUUGACCUUGACCUUGCUCUUGGACCAGUUGCUGAGAAAUUGAUGAUGGACGAAAUCGCUGUCAAUGGCAAUGGCAAUGUUGAUUCAGAUACCACCAAUUCUACCGAUUCUAGUGCUAGUCAAGAAAGGUUUGAUAUUCCUCCUGUUCUGUCCCCGGUUAUGUACAUUCCUCAAGAGAAUAUCAUCGGCUGGACAAAUAUUCCUUAUCGCCUCUUUAUGUGGGCAGCGGAUUACCAGCGAAUCGAAAAGGUGGGCAAAUACGUUGUUGCAGCCGUACUGAACGAAACCAGACCACUCCGACCAGAGGACGAGAAUCAGGGCGAGAGUGAAAAGGUUUACUGG
Phycomyces blakesleeanus NRRL 1555(-) is the source of this 1008-nucleotide messenger RNA. RefSeq lists its product as hypothetical. The record is from RefSeq and is a predicted model, not a curated record. The transcript has 4 exons. The annotation marks the transcript as partial. NCBI's taxonomy places the organism in Eukaryota, Fungi, Mucoromycota, Mucoromycetes, Mucorales, Phycomycetaceae.